Molecule: messenger RNA, 807 nt
Organism: Colletotrichum orchidophilum
Lineage: Eukaryota; Fungi; Ascomycota; Sordariomycetes; Glomerellales; Glomerellaceae
Exons: 3
Coding region: 1-807 (268 amino acids)
Source: RefSeq, a predicted model, not a curated record
AUGGCCAGCUACGACCGCAACGUCGUCGUCAACUGCCUCAAGAGGCACUACGAGCUGCUGGUGCGCAUGGGGUACAUGGACGCCUCGGCCGUCGAGCUCCCUCCCGCCGCCGGCUGGAGCGACGCGGAGCUCCGCGUCGACGCCCUCCGGGCCAUGGGCCGCUCUGAGACCGUCAUUGAUCUCCUGCGGCACAUCCCCUACGUUCAUGAGAACGAGGAGGCGGAUCCUGUCGAGGUGUACACCGAGACGUUCCCGCUCCGGUACCUGCGCAACGGGCGGUGGUUUGGCGGCGGCAACGGUAGUGGUAGCGGCGACAGCGGUGAAGAGUUUGCAAACACGCCGCUUUUGGACCUUGGGUUUGCGCCGUUUGACGGGCCUGUGCCGGCGGAUAUGGUCUCGUUGACGCAUGCGGAUGAGGGCACCUGGUGGUUGAUUGACACAAGUCAAGGAUGCAUCUACCCGUAUGGGACCGAGUUUGACAAGCGCGAAGAGGAUGUUCCCGUGGACAAGCAGUGGCUUGUUGUGGAUCCGGUGCCUGUCCAGGCUUACUUUGACAAGAUUUACUCUCAGGUCGGGAACUUGGAUGUGGUGCCGGCGCCCCGCUCUGGCAAGUGGGAGGCGAGAGUUGUUGAGGAGUACACCGAGGAAGGCCAGGAGGUGAAGAGGCUGUAUCUUGAGCACGGGUGGCCUAAUGCUUUCCGCAGAGAGGAGUUCAUCCAGGCUGUUGAGAGAACUCGGGCGUCGUUUAUUGAGGCUGGGCUGGGACAUGAUGAUGAUGAUGAUGAGGAUGAUGAAAUGACCGGUUAG